AUGGCUUUGCUAUUCCGCUUUCUCCAGGCGUUCGCCUUGCUGUUCCUUGCCAGCGCAGUUGCCGCUGAACAUACUUCUAACUGGGCGGUGCUUGUAUCUACCUCUCGCUUCUGGUUCAACUACCGCCACCUCGCCAAUGUCCUCUCCUUAUACCGAACCGUCAAGAGGCUCGGCAUUCCCGAUUCACAAAUUAUACUCAUGCUCCCCGAUGACAUGGCUUGCAACCCCCGAAACGCUUUCCCUGGCACAGUUUACAGUAACGCAGACCGUGCCGUCGAUCUAUACGGCGACAACAUCGAAGUGGACUAUAGGGGGUACGAAGUGACUGUAGAGAACUUCAUCCGACUCUUGACCGACCGCCUCGACGAAGACGUACCGCGCAGUAAGCGCUUGGGAUCCGAUGCUGGCAGCAAUGUACUAGUGUACAUGACCGGACAUGGAGGCGACCAAUUCCUAAAGUUCCAGGAUGCCGAAGAGAUCGGCGCGUGGGAUCUUGCGGACGCGUUUGGACAGAUGUGGGAGAAGAAGCGCUACCAUGAGCUACUGUUCAUGAUCGAUACUUGCCAGGCCAAUACGAUGUAUACCCAUUUCUACUCGCCUAACAUCGUGGCGACAGGCUCCAGCGAGAUCGACCAGUCUUCCUAUUCCCACCACGCAGACAACGAUGUCGGCGUCGCUGUCAUUGAUCGCUGGACAUACUAUGUUCUUGAAUUCCUCGAGACACAAGUCACAAGUGUCACUUCCAAACUCAACCUAGGAGACCUGUUCGAUUCCUAUGACGAGUCGAAGAUUCACUCUCAGCCGGGUGUCCGGUGGGAUUUGUUCCCUGGAGGCGAGCAAGAAGGUCGCCUGCGGACUGUGGUUGACUUCUUUGGCAAUGUCCAGAACGUGGAAGUUGAAAAUGCCAACGCCACUGAGCCUGGCUCUCUCAAGGAAGAUUUGGCCGAGAUUGCGCGACUUGUUGAGAAGUGGCAAAAGCGUGACGAAGAAUACUCAGCCAUAUUAGGUGAUUCCGCUGGAAAUGUUACCGAAGACCUGCAUUCAUCUUCUUUACAUCUGAAGCUGAAGAAUACCGUUGGGCCGACCAAAAUGGCGGAAGACGGCAGCUGGGGCAAGCGACUAGUUGGCAUCUCUGUCGUUGGUGCAUGCACCGCUAUCUGGGUGGCUGGAUCAAUUUUGGGCCGCUCGUCUGUUUAA
Molecule: messenger RNA, 1197 nt
Organism: Penicillium crustosum
Lineage: Eukaryota; Fungi; Ascomycota; Eurotiomycetes; Eurotiales; Aspergillaceae
Product: GPI-anchored transamidase
Exons: 1
Coding region: 1-1197 (398 amino acids)
Biological process (GO): proteolysis; attachment of GPI anchor to protein; protein localization to cell surface
Cellular component (GO): GPI-anchor transamidase complex
Molecular function (GO): GPI-anchor transamidase activity
Source: RefSeq, a predicted model, not a curated record